UUUCCCGGCGUGCACUGCGCGCAACGGUCGCUCCCGCGCGGGAGGUCGCCAUGGAGGCGCGUUCGGAGGGAUGCCGUCGGCUCCGGUCCGAGGAGAGGCGGCGGAGAGCGGCGGGGCUGGAGACUUCUCUCACCGGAUCCUUCCUUACAGCAGAUGGAGGUGCUCCAGAACCUCACCCUGGAGAGAAGAAAGAUCUUGAGGAACCUCCAAAGCCAACUGACCUUGCUGCUGUAAGUCAGGAGAAUGUUACUCCUGAAGCAGCUGCAGGAAAAACAUCUCGUGAGAGCCCAAGUCCUGAGAAACGCCAAAACACCAGCAGUUCUCAAACCAAACGCGGCUCUUGGCGUCGGUCGAGCCUGAAGGGGACGAAACGCCGGAAAUCUCUGCCUCCUUUUCAUGAGGAUGUUACAGCGCUGAGCCAAGCUAUCAGCCUGGACCUGCCAGAAACAGAACGCCUCUCUAUGCUGCUCUUAUCCAGCUUCCAGUUCUCUGCACAGAAACUCGAGCACAUCUUGGAGCAGACAGAAGGCUUCAGUCCCGAGGCUUUCAAAGCCAACGUGAGUUCAGUUUCAGAAGACCUGAAGAGAUACAUAGAGAAACUGAAGCUGGAUGGAACCCUGCAGAGCUGCGUGGAGAAAGCUGAAGGGGAUCCCUCGGACUCUGUUUCGGAUGAAUCGGUGUGCAAAGCAAAGGAGUGCAUUGCCAGGUUUUCAGCUGAAUGCCAGGCGUGGGAUGAACUCCUGCAGCGCUACCAGAAGGAUGCAGAGGAAACAUCCAGGCAGCUGGAGGAGUGCAGGAGCAAACAGGGCCGGGAAGAGCCUCCCAAUUACCUGCAGACAUCGCAGGCCGAGGUGCUCAGCACCAAACCUAAUUACCAGAGGAUGCUGGAUGAGCAGGGAGAGGUGCUGAGCUGCAUGGAGCUGGUGCUCGAUGAAAUGCAGCAGGCGGCGAAAUUGGUGCGGGCUUUCAGUGAGGACAGCAGGGAGUACCUGCGGGGGCUGUCUGAGCAGCUGGCCGCACGGACCUUCCGCCAGCUGGAAAACUCACCGGUGCGGAAGCUGAUCGCAGCCCCGGGCCGGAAAGCACCGCCGGAGGGCUGAACGGAGCUGAAUGCGGCGCUGCGGGUGCGGCGCUCCCAAUAAACGGCCCCGAGUGGGCGAAGUGCG
Molecule: messenger RNA, 1166 nt
Organism: Lagopus leucura (white-tailed ptarmigan)
Lineage: Eukaryota; Metazoa; Chordata; Aves; Galliformes; Phasianidae
Gene: DSN1
Product: DSN1 component of MIS12 kinetochore complex
Exons: 12
Coding region: 51-1100 (349 amino acids)
Biological process (GO): cell division; mitotic sister chromatid segregation
Cellular component (GO): MIS12/MIND type complex
Source: RefSeq, a predicted model, not a curated record